AUGAGGGGGAUAUUGCUGUGUGUUUGUAUAGUUAAAGAAGGCCAUGCGUGUGAUCCCCUGUGUUCAUCUGAGGGCUGCUGGGGUCCGGGACCCGAUCAGUGUCUGUCUUGCAAGAACUACAGUAGAGGAGGAACAUGUGUACCACACUGCAACUUCCUGUCAGGUGAAAAACGCGAGUUUGCAGGACCUAAAGGAGAGUGUAUGCCGUGUCACCAGGAGUGUGCGGUGCAGCACUACAAACACACCUGCAGAGGACCGGGUGCUGAUGAGUGUGAAGCAUGUGUGCAUUUGCAGGACGGGCCGUACUGCGUGUCCUCGUGUCCAGAGGGGGUUCAGGGGGAAAAUGGGCUAAUCAUUUAUAAGUUCCCCAGUGGCCAGCACAAAUGCCAACCAUGCCAUGCCAACUGCACCCUGGGAUGUUUGGGUCCAGGUCAGAAUGACUGUGUGGAUUCAUCCAGGUCAGCUGCUGGCUUGCCGGUGACAGCAAUAGUGCUGAGCGUUAUAUUCGGGGUGAUGGUCGCAUUCUCAGUGUUUGUGCUGAGUGUUCUGUAUCGCAGAAGUGUUGCUAUCCGCCAAAAACGUGCCAUGAGGAGAUAUCUGCAGAGUGGAGAGAGUUUUGAACCACUGGAACCCGGAGAAAAAGGCGUGAAAGUUCACGCUCGGAUUUUGAGAGGGUCUGAACUACGAAAGAUCAAACUUCUCGGCUCUGGAGUGUUUGGCUCUGUGCACAAGGGAGUUUGGAUACCAGAAGGAGACACAGUAAAGAUUCCAGUGGCCAUCAAGACUAUCCAAGACCGUACAGGACGACAGACCUUUCAGGAACUUACAGAUCAUAUGUUGGCUAUGGGGAGUUUGGACCACCCGUAUAUAGUGCGGCUCUUAGGCAUCUGUCCGGGACCCAGUCUGCAGCUGGUCACUCAGCUCAGUCCACAGGGGUCGUUGCUGGAGCACAUCCGCCAGCGCAAAGACGGUCUCAACCCUCAGAGACUGCUCAACUGGUGUGUGCAGAUUGCCAAGGGUAUGUACUAUCUAGAGGAGCAGAGAAUGGUCCACAGGAACCUGGCUGCCCGCAACAUUCUGCUCAAGAGUGACUUUAUCGUUCAAAUAGCUGAUUAUGGCAUCGCUGACCUCCUUUACCCUGACGACAAGAAAUACUUCUUCAAUGAAGUUAAGACGCCAAUUAAGUGGAUGGCUCUUGAAAGCAUCUUGUUCCGCAGAUACACACACCAGAGUGAUGUAUGGAGUUACGGUGUGACAGUCUGGGAAAUGAUGUCAUAUGGGGCAGAGCCAUACUCUGCUAUGCGACCACAAGAAGUACCUGAUCUGUUAGAGAAAGGGGAACGGCUUUCUCAACCUCAGAUCUGCACCAUCGAUGUCUACAUGGUCAUGGUCAAAUGUUGGAUGAUUGAUGAAAAUGUUCGGCCAACUUUUAAGGAGCUAGCCAAUGAGUUUACCCGAAUGGCCCGAGACCCUUCUCGGUAUCUUGUCAUCAAAGAGGAGUACAGAGCUCCUGACUCGGCCUCAGAUGAGUCCCAUCAGAGAGGAACUGAGAUGGACAUUCUAGGGGUGGCCCUGGAGGACCAGGAAGAUGAAGUCUUGGAAGAUACGAUAGACAUGCCACGCUAUAUAACACCAUCUAGAAGCUUCUCUAGACUGCGUAUUGAUUCUCAUCGGUCAAGUCUGACUCCCUCCAAUAUUGCUGGAUAUCUACCAAUGAUCCCUGGUGUGGAGAGCUCUGUACAGGCGGGAUGGGCUUCUCGUUCCCGACUGGACUCUGCGUGCACUGUUUCUGUGAGCUCGGAGGGACAGGGAACUGCAGUGGAACUGGAAAUGAACGAUGACUUCUCAUUGGUUGGCAGCAUGAGGAGGGUCACACAUCGCGAGGACAGCGCUUACAUGUCGCAGCGGGACAGCCUAUCAGGGCCUCCAGAAACAAUUUCCACAGGCGAAGAGGACCAAAGUGAAUAUGUGUUACCUGGAUUUGGUGAAAGCCCUGAGAAAGAAACUCUUCUAUUACCAUCAUCACGUUCAACACGUUCUCAAAGGAAACUGUCAAGAGGUCAUUCGGGUGACUUUUUAGAAGUCCGCAACGGUCCAGGUGAAGAAUACGAGUAUAUGAACAACCAGACUCUCUCACUUAGCCAUAUACCAGGGCUGCUUAAAGAUUACAAUCAGCGACCGCCCCGAAACCGCAGUGCCUCCUUCAACCCUGCAGGGUUGUACAGCAAUCACAAAUCUCAAGGGUCCGGCAGACCCAGUAAGAGGUCGUCGAUCGAGGGCUCAGAAAGUAGCGGAGGUCUCUCCCAGUCCUCGACUGAACAAAGGAGUCACAGCGAUGGCGAUUUCCUCUCCAGUGAAGCCGAGUACAUGGAUGCGGAUCUAGAUCUUCAGGAGGUUGAGUACGAGUACAUGGACAUCCAUGCUGGAGGAGGAGGAGGACCACCAACCAACAUGGUUGUCAAACUUCAUCUCCCAAGACCAGUUUCCCACCCUCUUCUCAAAAGAUCGCCACAAGACAAUGAAGACGAAUAUGUGGAGGAUGACUAUCAGUACACGAACAGCCAGCCUCGGCUGAGGAAUUCACUCAGGGUGCAGGGGUUAAUGGAAGGGGAAGGAGAAGUGUAUGAAUAUGAGGAUAUGGACUCGUUGGCUGCAGGUGGAGCCUCGGAAGCUGAAUACCAGAACAUGGAGGGAGAAGACGAGGAGAGUGUGGGACUGAGGGACGGGGAGUGUUCAGGGGGACCGGGGCCUGGAGCGUAUGUAAAAGUGCGUGCAGGGAUGGAACAUAAAGCUUUUGAUAAUCCUGACUACUGGCACAGCAGGUCGUUUCACAAAACCAAUGCUGUCCGCACAUAGAGGCGGAGAAUGGAUUGAAGGAACUUGAUGCAAAUGAACAAACGCAGGUUGAACUGUCUUCCGUGACCGAUGGUCAGGAUAUUAGUCAAUAAUGCACUCUACUGACACAGAUCCAUGAUAAAACUGAUACAACCAUGACAAAAUAAAUGUAUUUUGAUGUAAAAUGUAUUCUUGAUGUAAAAACAAAAAGUGCCAUUAAUGUGGUUUUAUUAGAGUCAAUAAGUUUUAUUAGACCAAAGGUUCAUUUUGCGCCGGAGGAAAGGUUCUGCAUUGAUGGUUCUAUAAAGAACCUUUAACAUUCAUGGAACCUUUCCAUUCCACAAAAGGUUCUCAAUGGUGGAAACUACAAAAGUGCUUGUAAGAAAAGAAAAUAAGAAAAUAAUUAUUCUUAAAGGUUUUAGAGGCCAAUUCACACUACACCGACAGACGCAGACUAACACGGACAAUCACCAGAUUACAGCCAAUUUUUAUACAUUCCACAACCCAACAGACGAUUGAUCGGCAAAAACAAAAGCUGACUGAGCAACAGGGGUAACACAUGGAUCCAAGCAAACCUGACGAAGUAUCUGUUGUCCUUGGUCGGCGUCUGUCAGUGCAGUGUGAAUUGGCUUUAGGGAACCCAAAAUGGUUCUUCUAUGGCUAGGAUGCACAAUCCUGUUCCUGGAGAUCUACCUCCCUGUAAAGUUCAGUCCCACCUCUGAUCAAACCCAACUGAAGCAGCUGAACUCUUGAUAGUCAGGUGUGUUUGAUCAGGGUUGAUCUCAUAGAUCUCCAGGAUCGGACACCCGUUCUGUGGCAUUACUGUGAAAACCCUCUUUUAGAACCUUUAUUUUUUAAGAGUGUAUGGUGGAGGUCCCUGAAUUACCAGAUUAAUGAGCUUCAUGUUGAAAGCACUGAUUUUUACAUUAGGCUACAUCUUGAUGUGUAUGUAUGGUAUGUAAGAGUGUGGUUACUUAAAAUGUUCUGUUAAUGCCAAGUUUGUGUAACUCAUCGAGUGAAGCCAUAAGUUUGCUGUUUGUGCUUUUGUGUUCUUCUUAAAUAUAUGUUAUCUAGUGUUCAUGAAGUGCCCAAUUCAGUCAAUAGCUGUUACUGCCACACCACUGUGCGUCUGUUCAGAUUGCACUCGAAUGAUCCCCCAAUGUCAAAUCUGGGAUAUUUACAUUUGGAAUUUAUCAAAUAAUUCUUUGAUAAUGUCAGUAUAGCAUAAUUGGCUGAGUUUGGGUGAAGUUGUUUUUCUUUAAGAGGUGUUGUGCAUGCCUUAUGAACAAAUCAUAAUGAAGUACUUGUAUUAUAUUUCAAAUGAAAUGGCCAGUAAACAAGCUUUUACAGCGAAACUAUAGUUUUGUACAAACAUAUCAAACUAAAGUAUUUUCUCAACUUUGUAACAGUUUGAAAUGAUUUUUAUUUACUGUUUGAAACCUGUUGUCUUACACUUUUAAUAAAAAAAUGUUUCUAUAUAAA
This is a messenger RNA of Pimephales promelas (fathead minnow), 4317 nucleotides long. The record is from RefSeq and is a predicted model, not a curated record. NCBI's taxonomy places the organism in Eukaryota, Metazoa, Chordata, Actinopteri, Cypriniformes, Leuciscidae.